AAAAGCCAUUCACUUUAAUAGACUUCCCGGUAAACCCUAACAUUUCUCAUUCUCUCCUCCGUCUCGCUCUUUCACAGACUGAAUUCGACGAGAGCUCCAUUGCAUCCAAUCCCUCUUCAGUUUUAAGACUCUCAGGAAGGUCCCCAAGGCCAGGGUUAAGUGGUAAGCUGUUGUUCAUAUUAGAGUUUGAGCGAGAUGAAGGCCGUUGUGGGGAUGGUAGUUUCCAAUAAGAUGCAGAAGUCGGUGGUGGUAGCGGUGGACAGGCUGUUCCAUCACAAGCUCUACAACCGGUAUGUGAAGAGGACCUCCAAGUUCAUGGCCCAUGAUGAGCAGAAUCUGUGCAACAUCGGAGACCGAGUGCGGUUGGACCCAUCAAGGCCUUUGAGCAAGCGUAAGCAUUGGGUUGUGGCUGAAAUCCUCACCAAAGCACGUAUCUAUCAGCCUCCUUUACCAUCUGAUUCACCUUCAGCUUCACCUCAUUCUACUUCUUAAGGUGAAGCUUUUUGAAAGGCAUCCAAGAGAGUGAGAAGACGUUAGAUUUAGCCACAGAAAAGUUUCCGUUUCUUGAAUAUUUUUCUUGUAUGGUUGAAUGUUUCUCUUAUAAUACAAAGCCUAAAAUAGGAGUGAUUUGUACCUCCAAUUCUUCAGGAUGUGUAAUGCAAUUGAACGUGCAUGAAAAUGUUGUUGCAAAGUUUUCAUAUAUGCGAUUUAAGCUUAAAGUGAUUGGAAAGUA
Molecule: messenger RNA, 733 nt
Organism: Prunus dulcis (almond)
Lineage: Eukaryota; Viridiplantae; Streptophyta; Magnoliopsida; Rosales; Rosaceae
Product: 30S ribosomal protein S17-like
Exons: 4
Coding region: 196-492 (98 amino acids)
Biological process (GO): translation
Cellular component (GO): ribosome
Molecular function (GO): structural constituent of ribosome
Source: RefSeq, a predicted model, not a curated record